UCAAAGGCCAUCAGAACUCUAGUUGAAAAUGAGGCAAUAAAAAAUUAUAUAUCCCUAGCAAUUAUAGCCGCUAUCAAAGAAUAUGCAAUAACCAAAUUAGAUCUCACUGCAAGUGUACAUAAUCUAAAUCAUAAAGAAGUAACAAAUAUUAAAUAUAAGGUUUGUGAGCCUAUAGAAGCUCAUCUUAUUAGAAAUUUGAAUCUGAAAUUAGAUAUUUCAGAAACAAUGUCUUAUUUAAAAACUCAGUGA
Scutellospora calospora is the source of this 249-nucleotide messenger RNA. The record is from the annotation of a GenBank genome assembly. NCBI's taxonomy places the organism in Eukaryota, Fungi, Glomeromycota, Glomeromycetes, Diversisporales, Gigasporaceae.